UAUUGCCACCAGAGGAAUCGGUCGGGUUAUAAAUAGUCCCGAGAUACAGGCAGGUUUACUGUUUGCAAUUGUUCCUGGAGGAUUCUCUGGAAGUGUGAGGUGGUAAGAGUCGCAGAAAAUGGUUUCUUCCCUUGUUCGCCGACGCAUAUUGAGCGGCAUUCCAUCUGGCAUUACUCGAGAUUGGAAACCACAGCAGAUAUCAAAUUUCGCAACGGCAGUACCACCGGUGACUCAAGAUGCGACCAGUUCAAAAGGCCCCACGGCGAUGGUCUUCCUAAACAUGGGAGGUCCAUCGACGACAGAUGAGGUUGGGGACUUCUUAAGCCGGUUAUUUGUACGUCCUGCCAUCAUCGCAAUGACAGUGUCCCCCAUCCAACAUUCUCAUCAGCUCACUUCUUUCUUAUCAAAAGGCCGAUGGUGACUUGAUACCGCUGGGGCGAUUCCAAUCACAUAUAGGACCUCUCAUCUCCCGUCGAAGAACGCCCAAAAUCCAAGCUCAAUAUGCAGCUAUCGGAGGUGGCUCCCCCAUUCGCAAGUGGUCAGAGUACCAAUGCCAGAAGAUGUGCGAGAUAUUGGAUAAGCUUUCGCCCGAGACAGCACCGCAUAAACCUUACGUCGCGUUCCGCUAUGCGGCUCCUUUGACGGAAGAGACGUAUGCGAAACUGCUGGAAGAUGGCUUUGGGAAUGGGAAGGGAGGGCGUGCUGUAGCAUUCACACAAUACCCACAAUACUCCUGCUCCACAACAGGAAGCUCAUUGAACGAGCUGUGGAAGUGGAGGCACCGCCUGGAGGGCAAACGCUCCGCCGGAAACCUGGAUACCAUUCAGUGGAGCGUCAUUGAUCGCUGGCCGACUCAUCCCGGCCUGGUGGAAGCCUUUGCAAAGAACAUCGAGGACCAACUCAAGACAUAUCCAGAAGAGAAGCGGAACAGUGUGGUACUACUAUUUUCGGCACACAGUUUGCCCAUGAGUGUUGUCAACAGGGGGGACCCUUAUCCGGCUGAGGUUGCUGCGACUGUCCACGCAGUGAUGCAGAGAUUAAACUUCAGCAACCCAUAUCGGCUGUGCUGGCAGUCCCAGGUUGGUCCCUCUGCCUGGCUUGGAGCCCAGACCAGCGAUACAGUGAACCACUAUGUUCAGCGCGGGCAGACGGAUCUACUCCUUGUGCCAAUUGCUUUCACCAGCGAUCACAUUGAAACACUCUAUGAACUCGACCAGGAAGUCCUACGGGAAGCCAACCAUCCCGGCGUCAAGCGAGCCGAGAGCUUGAACGGCAGUCCCAUCUUCAUCCAGGCCCUUGCAGACAUUGCCCUAGACCAUCUCCGGAAGGAAGAAAAGUGCUCCCUCCAAAUGACACUCCGCUGUCAAGGUUGCAAGAGCGAGAGGUGUUUGGCGCAGAAGAAAUUCUUCGCGGGCGAACAAGGGGCUUCUCUUGUGGUAUAACCGAUUUAUGUUUUGUUCCUUUCCUAUUGGAACACUAAAAAAGAAUAUAUACAAGCUAAUCCAUGUACUAUUAUUAUGCCCAGGUUUGGCGUUUCUACUUUGAUUCAGGUUUGUCGGAAAGUUGGAAAAGCCGGGCUGCUAGACAAAAGUUAAGCCAUAAAUCAAAAACAAGUCAGACAC
This is a messenger RNA of Monascus purpureus, 1622 nucleotides long. Lineage: Eukaryota; Fungi; Ascomycota; Eurotiomycetes; Eurotiales; Aspergillaceae. The record is from the annotation of a GenBank genome assembly.